This is a messenger RNA of Nelumbo nucifera (sacred lotus), 577 nucleotides long. RefSeq lists its product as uncharacterized. The record is from RefSeq and is a predicted model, not a curated record. NCBI's taxonomy places the organism in Eukaryota, Viridiplantae, Streptophyta, Magnoliopsida, Proteales, Nelumbonaceae.
GACGAAAUAGUAGACAACUCUUUCUUUCAUUCCCUCUCGAUCGUUAUUGUGUUUGAUCAUAUCCCAAGCUGAGUUGAUCCGAGACAGAAUUGGAGGGAGCAAACUUCAAGACCAAGACCAAGAGGGUGGAGGAGAUGGAUAAAGUGAGAUCAUCGGCGCCCACCGCUUCCACGGCUACCGGCAGAAGAGGCAUUCCGGUGAUGUCUCGAAUCAAGAGGAAAUGCAUUUCCUUCUCUGCUUCCUUGCAAGAAGGUUUUCGAUAUUUCAAAGCCUUGCUGGUCGGUCAGGCUAAAAGGCUGGCUGCGAGGAAUGAAAAGGAAGCAAGCGAAGCUGACUUACAGGCCACGAAGAUGCAAAUUCAAGCGGCCGAUGCGGCUGAACAUACCAAAAAGAGACUCAAAAUGUAAAGGAAAAGAAAGGAAGAUCAAAAGAGCAUUAAUUUCUCUUGCAACAUUCAGCUUCAAGUCUACUCCACUCAAAAUCUGUAACUCCUCUCUCAUUUAUGCACUCUCUCUCUCUCUCUCUCUCUCUCUCUCUGCAAAUUUCUUGAAGGCGAAAGUGACAAGUAAACAGUAGU